Messenger RNA from Heterocephalus glaber (naked mole-rat), 3332 nucleotides. RefSeq names its product interactor of HORMAD1 1 (gene Iho1). Gene Ontology annotation, cellular component: condensed nuclear chromosome. Lineage: Eukaryota; Metazoa; Chordata; Mammalia; Rodentia; Bathyergidae. Gene Ontology annotation, biological process: DNA recombination; homologous chromosome pairing at meiosis; meiotic DNA double-strand break formation. The record is from RefSeq and is a predicted model, not a curated record.
GUCCUGGGGAUGGAGCCGAAUCCUCAUUGGUCAGUGUGCAUCAGGAGGCGUAGUUGCACAUGCUUGGUCUCCGCGGGACCAGGAGGGAAUCCUCGAAGGCGGGACCCGGUGGCUCUAGGGCGACUUGAUUUGGAGAGUGGUCUCCUUGGAUUUCACGGGGCCACGGAGUGAAGAGAAGCCGCUCUUCCAGCAGUCGGGGAGUGGGGCGCUUGAGGUCUCAGUCCUGGCCUCCGGAGGACUGAGUGUAGGAGGAGUGGGUGCGGCCCGCGCCCUCAGCCACCCUCUGCCCUCGCGGGUCCUCUCAUCUUCCCUUAGCAGGAGAUGAGCAGGGUCUGCAAGAAGAGGGAGCCCUGCCCAGCAAAGUAAAAAAUCAUAAGAAAUGAAUUUUAAUGUCUGGAAUGUCAAAGAGAUGCUCAGUAUUCCCUCAGGCUCUGGGACCACUAAGUCAUCUCACUGGAAUAAUAAUCAGACUGAUUAUUCUGCUCUCAGUGAUUCCCAGUUCCUCUUUGGAUCUCAGUUUUGUCCAGAAAAUUCAGAAACCCUGUCAGCACCCUUAGACCUAGGUGCUCACUUGAGACAUUCAAAACAGUUACAACAGAAUUCUGUGGAUAGUGAACCUAGUAUUUUCACAAAGUACCAGACAAAACCCCAACUCUUUGGAGGAGAGACAAAGGACAGGGGCUUAUUUUCUCUUCCUUUACCAGUUGGAAAAUCAAAAUGCCUCUUGAAACAGUUUGAGGAGAAAAAUAAAACUGCAAAAGACAAAUGUGACAGUGAGAGUCUAUACAACUUCCUUUCCCAGGUCAGAGAAAACAUUCAGAGGUUGCAGACAUCUGUGGACAAGUCUGAGGAGCACCUCACUUCAAGAAGCCAAUCUAUUUUGGAUUCUUUGGAAACUGUAGCUAAGACAUUGCAAGAGACUGCACGGGUCCAGAGCGACCUGAGGUUUGAGGCAAUACAAGAAAAAGGCAAUGCAGAGCAGGCCAUCCUUGAGAUGCAGAAGAAAUUUGAAGCUAGACAAACAGAGUUUAUAGAAAUGAAGUCCAGCCUGAAGCACCUUGAGGUUUUAGUUGCCCAGCAGAAUAAGGACUUCCAGCAGCUAUGUGAGCAUCUAGGCCAGCUGCACAUGCCUGAUGUCCUCGAAGAGCUAAAGAGAUUGAUCUCGGCACCUCAGGUACCUAGGCACGUGAAAGACAGUGCUUCUCAGACCUCACCAUCUCUAGCCCAGAGCCUCAGUUUCAUCAAGCAGAGUAAACUCACCUGUGAGGAGCCAGUUGCAUGGCAGAUCCAGGCCGCCCCUGCUGCAGGGAACUGCAGUGCAGGCUUCCUGAGGCCUGGGGAGUUUGGUGUCUGGGGUAAGCAAGCAAAGAGUGAUUCUCUCCAAGAAAAGGCUGCACUGCCAGCAGUUGAGCCUUGUAAAGGAAAUGAGCAAGUUAAGGACAAGGAAAUGCAGACCAACUGCCAGGAUUUAGCUGUCACUAAAACAAGUCCUAAGAACCAUGGCUCCAGCAUCCCAGACCACAAGGCAUGUGCUGAUAGAGACCUUGUUUCCCAAGGAGGCUCACAGCUUAUAUCCCUGGACUUAAACGACGUUACAAACAGCAUUCAGAAUGUCUGCCCAGAAUAUCAGGCCCAAAGUAUAUUUUUUUGUGACCCAUGUCAACAGUUGGUGACUGAACAGAAAGGCAAGACUGUAGAAAGAGGGAGGAAAAGCAAGAAGCAGCAGCCCAGGAAGGCCCACAGGGGCAGGGUCCCUGCUAGGAAGCGAGAACAAACCCCGAGCAAGACCCGUGCUUUUAACCCCAAAUACCAGAGUACCCUGUCUCCAGUUUCUGGCCCAGGAAGACCCCCCACAGGGCAGCAAGAGCUCCUUGCUCAGGCCCUGUGUUUGCAGGGUCCCAGAAGCUCCCCAAAAUCAGUCUGUCCUGCUCUAGGAAGAAGAGUCAAGCCCAGCAAGACUGCAAGGGCAGUGAGAGGGGGUGCCUUACAAUUCACCACGUGUUCUUCCAAAGGAAACAGGCUCCUCCCAAAGGAAAGCAGUUUCCAGAGGGACCACCAGAUGAGCUGGUUCAGCGACCUCAACCUGGAAAAUUCAGAGCCUGCCCAGUGUAAGGAGGCAGGGAAGAAUUUACUGUAUCACCUGGGUUUUGAUAGCAGCGAUGAUGACUUUUGAGCAGCCAACAGUGACUUCAGUUGCUGAUUUAUGGAUCUCAGCUAGAUAGACAAAUUACAGAACACUUGAACUGGCUCACAGAAAAAAGUCCUUGAAGCCUGCUUGGGGACCCUCAUGGUCAGAGGCCCUGCAGGUUAUGGUCAGUGGGAAUUCAGUUCUGCUGCCCAGGUGAAGGGCAUGAGGGACAAGUUCAUCCUUGUUUCUUAGAAGGAAAUGUGUGGAGAUGAUGGGGAGGAGACAUGGGGCUGCAGCCUGGCAGUGGGCACCAUAGCACGACUGUCCUGGGUGAAAGGGCACCCAGCCCCAUUCCAUAUCAUUUUUAUCUUUGUCCAAUUACAGUGCCAGGGAGUGUGCAUGUUUCUAUCAGAGGACAUAUUACAGGUCACACCAAGUCAGUUUUCUUGUGAACGGAGGAGGAUCAAAACUGUCAACGAAAGACAAAUAGCACAUACAACUAAUUGUCCAGAGCGUCGCUAUUUCUAUUGACACAGGAGUCAGUUUUUUUCCUGGCUGUUUUUUCCUGUUUUAUUCUUCAACCACUCUUAAACUUAGUGACAGUGUCAGCAGACCCAUUGUUACUGAUGUAAAGCAGUAGGCUUGAGACUUUGGGUUUGCAUUUCUAUAUUCCUAAAGUUGUUGAAUUUUUGCAACAUGUGUUUCUUUUGUAAUUAAAAAAUAAAUAGGGCCAGGGAUUUAGCUCAGUGGUUCCGCCACCUGCCUCGAAAGCACAAGGUCCUGAGUUCAAUCCCCAGUACCAAAAAAAAUUAAUAAAAAAUAAAAAAUACAUAUAAAACCUUGAAAGCAUUUUCUUUAAGUUUAUUGAACUGAUCUUCCAAUUCAGUUUUUACUUAAGAAAUCAUAUAGAUUAGAUGUAUGCUAUCUUUUUAUUCUCUAAGUCUCUCAAUAAUUUUGAAUAAACAAUAUUCCAUUCAAACUGGUUUUUCUUUUCCUCUGUUGUAUGAAACAAAAUCCUCAUGGAAUGGAUGGUUUCCAGAAUUUUCCCAUUCCCAAGCCAGUGCAGUAAGUGACAUUAGAGCCAGGCAUAGUGGCACAUGCCUGUAAUCCCAGCACUCAGGAGGCUGAGGCAGUAUUGCUGUGCAUUGGAGGCGAGCCUGGGUUAUCUAGUGAGACCCUGUCUCAAAAAAAAAAAAAAAAAAAA